Molecule: messenger RNA, 2018 nt
Organism: Sesamum indicum (sesame)
Lineage: Eukaryota; Viridiplantae; Streptophyta; Magnoliopsida; Lamiales; Pedaliaceae
Product: bifunctional riboflavin biosynthesis protein RIBA 1, chloroplastic
Biological process (GO): riboflavin biosynthetic process
Cellular component (GO): chloroplast
Molecular function (GO): GTP cyclohydrolase II activity; 3,4-dihydroxy-2-butanone-4-phosphate synthase activity
Source: RefSeq, a predicted model, not a curated record
GUUUCAUUCUCAUUCUGUGCCUCCCUUCACUCUCAUCAGCAGUGUAAGAACUCCGUACAAUUUUCACCCGCCAUUCUUCUGUUGUUCUUCUCCAGAAACUUUUAAUCAAGGCCGCGCUCUUAGCUAUCGCCCAAUCAGAUGGCUUCGAUUUACUUUUCUUGCUCUCCCGCCACUCCGUCUCGCUGUCGACAGUUCAAUGGGCUCCAAUGUGGAAAUAUGCAUUCUUUGAAUGGUGUAGAGUCCUGCAAGCAGCUGAGUGGAAAAGUGGGAUCCAGUAUCAAUACUUGUUUGAAACCUAAAUCGUCACUAUUCUCUGGGAAAGGCGACCUUGUUCGUCAUUCUGCUGGUUCUAAUGUGGCAAGUAAUGCUCUCAUCAGUGACUUAUUUGGUGGGGUCGAGGUACAAUCUGAUUAUGUAGUACUUUCAGCUGAUAUGGCUCCAACUACUAGUGGCUUCCCUGUUGGAAAUGAUGAAUUUGAUUUAGACCUGCCAUCAGAAGGUUUCUCAUCUAUUCCAGAGGCCAUUGAAGACAUUUACAAUGGAAAGAUGGUUGUUGUUGUAGAUGAUGAGGAUCGAGAAAAUGAAGGGGAUCUAAUAAUGGCUGCAUCAAAAGUUACGGCAGAAGCCAUGGCUUUCUUUGUGAAGCAUGGAACUGGAAUAGUUUGUGUGAGCAUGAAAGGAGAAGACUUGGAGAGAUUGCAGCUUCCCCUGAUGGUAAGCCAGAAAGAAAACGAGGAGAAACUCUGUACUGCAUUCACUGUUUCAGUGGAUGCCAAACAUGGUACGACCACAGGUGUCUCGGCACAUGACAGGGCGACAACAAUAAAGGCUCUCGCAUCAAAAGAUUCAAAGCCUGAGGAUUUCAACCGCCCAGGACACAUAUUUCCAUUAAAGUACAGGGAGGGUGGUGUUCUAAAAAGAGCUGGGCAUACAGAAGCUGCUGUGGAUCUUGCGAUGCUAGCUGGGUUAGAUCAUGCUGGAGUUUUAUGCGAGAUUGUUGAUGAUGAUGGUUCUAUGGCUAGAUUACCAAGGCUUUUGCAAUUUGCGCAGAAAGAAAACUUGAAGAUUGUAUCUAUUGCAGAUUUAAUAAGAUAUAGGUGGAAGAGAAAUAGAUUAGUGGAACAUGCCUCUGCUGCUCGUAUACCAACUAUAUGGGGCCCAUUCACUGCAUAUUGCUAUAGGUCAAUUUUGGAUGGGAUUGAGCAUAUUGCAAUGGUUAAGGGUGAUAUUAGGGACGGACUAGAUAUUCUUGUCAGAGUACACUCAGAAUGCCUCACUGGAGAUAUAUUUGGAUCAGCCAGAUGUGAUUGCGGGAACCAGUUGGCACUGGCAAUGCAACAGAUUGAAGCAGCUGGCAGGGGUGUUCUAAUUUACCUCCGUGGUCAUGAGGGACGUGGAAUUGGUUUGGGCCACAAACUUCGUGCUUACAAUCUGCAAGACGAUGGGCAUGAUACUGUUGAGGCAAAUGAGGAGCUGGGUUUGCCUGUUGAUUCAAGAGAGUACGGGAUUGGUGCUCAGAUACUGAGAGAUCUCGGGGUUAGAACAAUGAAGCUAAUGACAAACAAUCCUGCAAAGUACAUCGGUCUGAAGGGCUACGGUUUGGCUGUUGCAGGCAGGGUUCCAUUAGUUACUCCCAUCACAAUGGAAAACAAGAGAUAUUUGGAGACGAAACAUUCCAAAAUGGGACACGUUUAUGCGGCAGAUGUGAAUGGCCACCCAACCAGCCAUCACUAGCAAAAAUGAAUGACCGAUGUAAAUGGCCAAUCUGCCAUAAGCAUCUGCCCAUUUUGAACAUGCCGAUUCUGGCGAGGUAUGUCGAUGGAGUUGAAGAACAAAGCUACUGCAUUGUACCAGGCAAGAUUGGAAUAACACAUAGUUUUGUUUCUAAGCUGUUAAUGUUAAUUAUGUCAUCAGGUGAUUAGCUUAGAUUUGGCUGCAGCAGCUGAUUUGAGUCUGAACUUGCAAAGAAUCAGCAGCAUUGAUAAUAAUUCAUUUUCAAGCUUGGAUGGAAUUUGUUC